Molecule: messenger RNA, 2379 nt
Organism: Exophiala mesophila
Lineage: Eukaryota; Fungi; Ascomycota; Eurotiomycetes; Chaetothyriales; Herpotrichiellaceae
Product: exodeoxyribonuclease III
Exons: 2
Coding region: 175-2016 (613 amino acids)
Biological process (GO): base-excision repair
Cellular component (GO): nucleus
Molecular function (GO): DNA-(apurinic or apyrimidinic site) endonuclease activity; zinc ion binding; phosphoric diester hydrolase activity
Source: RefSeq, a predicted model, not a curated record
AGUGGUUCGCGGGUACAUUCAUUGAUUUGCCUCCGUCUCCAACAACCUCACAUCAUACACUGGCUUCUCUGGUAUUUGUCUUCUUUCCUACUCUCCACCAAGAUCUUCUUCUGCUUGCCAUCCUCCCUCCUUCUCGUCGCUAUUGCGAUGCGGCGGCGACGACCCUAGCCAGCAAUGGGGAUUCGAAUCACCACCUGGAAUGUCAAUGGCAUCCGCAAUCCUUUCGGAUACCAACCAUGGCGAGACAAAAGAACUUUUGAUGCUAUGUUUGACAUUCUCGAGGCCGACAUUGUCGUCUUUCAAGAAACCAAAAUCCAGAGAAAGGAUCUUCGAGAUGACAUGGUCCUCGUCCCUGGGUGGGACAACUACUGGAGUCUCCCAAAACACAAGAAAGGCUACUCUGGAGUCGUCAUCUACACUCGUUCUGCCACGUGUGCCCCGAUUCGAGCAGAAGAAGGCAUCACUGGAAUCCUCACUCCUCCCAAUUCCUCAACCAGUUUUCGAGACUUGCCCGACGACGAACAAAUCGGUGGCUAUCCGAAUGCCGAUCAACUUUCCCAGGCUGACUUCGACCCCGCGACACUCGAUUCCGAGGGGAGAUGCGUCAUUCUCGAGUUCCCAGCCUUUGUCCUGAUUGGUACAUACUGUCCCGCAGAAAGAGAUGAGACAAGAACACACUUCCGCACCAGCUUUCUUCGAGUUUUGGAUUCGAGAAUCAGAAAUCUGGUCAAAAUGGGCAAACGAGUUAUCUGGACUGGUGACCUGAAUAUUUCCCGCGAAGAGAUUGACACUGCAGCCGCCGAGGAAUCUAUGAGGAAGAAUGACAUAAAUCCAAUCGAGUGGAUCUCGACACCUGCGAGACGAAUGUUCAAUCAACUACUCGUCGGUGGCAAAGUCCAUGGCGAGAGGGACGAGGGCAGGGAGACUCCAAUCAUGUGGGACAUAUGCCGGGCUUUCCAUCCAGGUCGCAAAGGCAUGUACACAUGUUGGGAGACCAAAGUCAAUGCAAGACCUGGCAACUAUGGUGCCAGAAUCGACUAUGUUGUCUGCACACAUGACAUGAAGGAUUGGUUCAGUGCAUCUGAUAUUCAGGAGGGCCUGAUGGGAUCUGAUCACUGUCCAGUCUAUGCUGUCUUCAAGGACAAAGUCAUGGUUGGGGAGAUCGAGAGACAUGUCCUCGACAUGGUCAAUCCACCUGGCAUGUUUGAGAAUGGUGUUCGACAGCACGACUGGACCAACAAACAUCUUCUUCCCAUGUCAGGUAGAUUGAUCCAAGAAUUCGACAAAAGACGCAGUAUCCGUGACAUGUUUACAAGGCAGCCAUCUGGCGUCAAGUCGACAAGCACAAUACAAGAUACUCCAGAACAAACACCCACCGCAGUCCCCAUCACCAACCCUACUGAGUCGCCAAACAAGGCUAUGGCUACCAGAGAAGCCAACACAGACUCGAAAAGUUCAUUCUCUACGCCUAUGCCAAAGCCAGAAGCCAUCAAUGGCAAACGCCCAGGAGCAGCUCCCACUCCUGCCCCUCCCAAGAGAACCAAGACGGGUUCGCAGACACCUGUGAACGGAGUCAACAAAGGCCAGAAAAGUCUCAAAGGCUUCUUCACCGCCAAACCCCCAAUACCAUCCGCCCAAGCGACGGCUUCUCCAGCGGUCAACGACGCAGUCAUUGCUGACGAGUCUGACAUUCCUCAACCACCUCCCUCUAGCACCAAAUCCCUCGACCUAUCACCCACAAAAUCCGACACAUUCAUCAUGGAUGAAGCUACUUCAUUUGAGACCAAGAAAACAUGGGGCAAGUUAUUUGCCAAGCCAGUCGCACCAAAAUGUGACCAUGGCGAGGCCUGCAAAACCAUGUUGACUAAAAAGCCGGGCGUUAACUGUGGGCGGUCCUUUUGGAUGUGCAAUCGUCCACUGGGGCCAAGUGGAAACAAGGAGAGAGGAACUGAAUGGAGAUGCGGCACCUUUAUCUGGGCAAGUGAUUGGGAUGCCCAUCUUCCAGAUCCAGACUGAGGUGGUGUGCUCAUUGUUUCUACAUUCCUGACGCAGGACACUGUUCUGCACUGUGAUUGGGAGAUAGGGAUGACUCCCACGUCGUUCACAUAUGGAAAUCCACAGUCUCUUCACCCUCCCGAGAAAAGGCAUUUCCAAGGGACGGUUGCCUCUUGGCUCCAUGGCCUUGUUCAUCACAUCGCACCGUGUCUGCGCUGGCCGACUCGAGGGUUGAAUCAGUGGCAACGAUCCAGCGGAUAUGAGUGCCACUGACAUACCAGCACCAUAUUGUCCAUAGCUGAACACAGACCAUGUACAUAUCUAGCAUCUGGUAGCCACGUCCAGGCUGCUGUAUAUCAAUUCAAGUCCCAAGUGCCUACCUUA